AUGCAAUUUGAAGUUUGCUAUGCUCUUGUUGUGUUGUCUAAGUAAUGGUUUUUAUCCAUGAUGUGGUGUUCUCUAUACAUGGUUUUUAUUGUUUCAUGUGGAAUGCGAUUCAUAUUUUGCUAUGCUCUUGUUUUUUAUAACGGAUAUGAUCGACAUAUGAUGUAUCAUAUUGAAUUAUUGCUCUCGAGCACGCAUGUUCAUCUAGUACUUUCUUCUCAAAGAUACAUUUUUAUGUUCUGUAAUUUGUAUAGUUGCAACCAGAUGUAAUUAUAGCCACACCUAUGGUAGAGGGAUGUGAUUUUCCUUGGAGGCAUUUCUCUGUGUAUAUAAUAAUAAUGAGACUCACCGACCACUGCUCUGUCCUUACUAUUGAAGUUACGGUCAUCUCUUUAGAUAUCCGAGUCUCUUAACAAAUACUUUCUCCGUUCUUUUUAUAUGACUACAUUAUACUGAAUGGAGUUUAAGAUGUUAAUUUGAUUCUAUACUAUAUUAAUAAUAGUGAAAGAAAAUAUUACAAUACUGGUUGAGAAGUUAGUUUAAUGCAGAAACCAUCAGAUCAAAGUUCAAAAUUUUGAAUAGUUGAUGAAUAUUUAGUUCUUGAAGUUGUGAAAGUAUUAUCAAAAUAGAAUCAAUCCAAAUAUUUGGGGAUGACCCAAAAAGGGAAAUGUCAUACAAAAUUGGAACGGAGACGAUACUAUUAUAGUGUGCUUGCAACUUUGCAAGGGUUAGUUCAUUAGCAUUGGCGAUUAAUGUGAUGUUUAGAUGAUGCAUAAGUUUAAUGGUUGAAUGACUAUGUUAAAUGAUCGAUUAAUUGAAGUAUGCUAGAAACCUGUUAUUCGAGAAUUCUGUUGCAUUCUCUUUUCUCAUGCUGAAACAAUGGUUCAACAAUGGGCAGUAAGCAAGCAAUUAACUGUUCCUUUCUAUAACACCUCAUUUGACAUUGCUCAGCUUUCUGCCAGCCAGAAAUUUGUGCAACUCCAGAGUUUCACCUUGUUUUCUCCAAUUCAUAUAGCAAUGCUUACAUUUCUUAUUGUGAAAUUAAUCUAAUCUAUAUGUAGCUCGAUCCCAGACUGGUUCUACUGAAAGAUGUGCUUCUCCACGUCUGUAGAAAAUCCUUAUACUUUAUUGUCUAAUUUGCUGUUGACAUAUUCUUGUUGGUUUUCCGUUAUCUGACUGUAUAGAUACUCGAAAUCUGAUGUCUAUGGCAUUCUUCUAUAAUAUCAUACAUGUUGGUUGAACCUUGAAGGUUGCUACUGAAGUUUCCUCCUUGCUGUUGAACCUUGGGAAGAGUUGUUAUCUACCAGUCAUGUCCUCUGAUAUUUGAGAGUUAAACUUGGGGUAGUGCUUUGCCCUCUGUUAAACCUCAAAUUAUGUUUUGUUCCAAUUGAACACAUAAUAAAGUAUUUAUAUUGGAACUUCUCAGAGAUUUUAUGCUAAAUUGAUUUUAUAUAUUACUACAUUUUAUUAGAACAAGCUGUGAGGAGUCAUGCCAUAUACAUAUAUGUGUGAGUGUUUUUUUUUUUUUUUUGUGAUGCAAUAACACCAUUAAUAUUGAUCAUCACUCUCUCGUUUGCCAAAAAAAAUAUAUAUGGAAAAGAUGCAGAAAUUCAACAAGAUUUAACAAGUGUACCACUGAAAAUCUGUUUUGGGAUAAGAAGGCAAAAAUAUACGAGGAAGAAAGAAUUUGAGAACUCACUUGCAUGUUAUUGUACCUAUGUAAGGUCUUGAAGCAAACCGGACAAAAGCAUUGAGUAGGACCAAUAAGUAGGGCUGGAAUGAAAUAUCGAGUCGAAUCGAAUUUUUCGUUAUUUAUUAUUUGGUAAUGUGAUAUUCGAGAGUAAAAUUUUAGAAUUAUAAUGUGGAUUUAAGUUUUAGUAUGAAACAUUAGUACCAUUUAGUAUUUGAUAAUUCUCUAAUACCGAAUUAUUUACUUAACCAUAAGCAUCUAAGAAGGAGUGGGAGUCCAAUACUCGACAACUACUACCAUAACAUCAUGGUUUCUUACAAGAUUAUAUUAUAGCCAAGUAGUGAAAAUUAAAUUUGACAACUAUCCUAGUUUGGCAUCAAAAUUUUUUACAUAUUUUUCAUCUCUUCAAAAAAAUUGAUUGAUUUAAGUGUGAGCAUUAAGUACUAUUGCUUCACAUUCAAAUCAUCCGUUUCAUUAUAAUUUUAUAAUAUCGAAUAAAUUCGUACAUUUUCAAUUUUAUAUUAUUUUAAUUUUUUGAUGGCUUUUGUUAGUGGAAAAAAGGGCAACAGUAAACAAAUAAAUUAAUUUGUCAACUCUUCUUUGUUGUCCUUUUACAAAGUCAGCUUUUAUUAGUGUGACAGAGAAUUUUAUUUAGAUUAUUUUUUAUUGUUGAAGACUGAUCAAAGCGAAUGUUAAUACAAGCUUUCACGUUUCAAGUGGUACUUGUUUAAUUCUUCUUUCUUGUAUAUAACUUUGUCCAAAAUAUCAUCAAUUGAUCUCAUCCAUACAAUUCAUUUUUAAUCGAAUCUAUGGCAUCUUCUUCUUCUGCAAGUAAUUCAAAGUAUUAUCCUCGAUGGAAGUACGUUGUGUUUCUAAGUUUCAGAGGUGAAGACACUCGAAAAACAUUUACAGGUCACUUAUACGAAGGUUUGAGAAAUAGAGGAAUAAACACAUUUCAAGAUGAUAAAAGACUAGAGCAUGGAGAUUCAAUUCCAAAAGAACUCUUGAGAGCUAUAGAAGAUUCUCAAGUUGCACUUAUCAUUUUCUCAAAGAAUUAUGCUACAUCUAGGUGGUGCUUGAAUGAACUAGUGAAGAUCAUGGAAUGCAAAGAGGAAGAAAAUGGACAAACAGUCAUACCGAUCUUUUAUAAUGUGGAUCCAUCACAUGUUCGAUACCAAAGUGAAAGCUUUGGAGCAGCAUUUGCCAAACACGAAUUAAAGUAUAAGGAUGAUGUUGAGGGGAUGCAGAAGGUGCAAAGAUGGAGAACUGCCCUAACUGCUGCCGCAAAUCUAAAAGGAUAUGAUAUCCGUAACGGGAUUGAAUCAGAGAAUAUUCAGCAGAUCGUAGAUUGCAUCUCUUCCAAAUUUUGUACGAAUGCUUAUUCUUUAUCUUUUUUGCAAGAUAUUGUGGGAAUAAAUGCUCACUUAGAGAAACUAAAAUCCAAACUUCAAAUAGAAAUCAAUGAUGUUAGGAUUUUAGGGAUUUGGGGAAUAGGCGGAGUCGGUAAAACAAGAAUAGCAAAAGCCAUUUUUGAUACUAUAUCUUAUCAAUUUGAAGCUUCUUGCUUUCUUGCUGAUGUUAAAGAAUUUGCAAAAAAGAAUAAACUGCAUUUUUUACAAAAUAUUCUUCUCUCUGAACUGUUAAGGAAAAAAAAUGAUUACGUCUACAACAAGUACGAUGGGAAGUGUAUGAUUCCAAACAGACUUUGUUCUUUGAAGGUGCUAAUUGUGCUUGAUGAUAUAGAUCAUGGUGAUCAGAUGGAGUAUUUAGCAGGAGAUGUUUGUUGGUUUGGUAAUGGCAGCAGAGUUAUUGUAACAACUAGAAACAAACAUUUGAUAGAGAAAGAUGAUGCGAUAUACGAAGUGUCUACACUGCCUGAUCAUGAAGCUAUGCAAUUAUUCAAUAUGCAUGCUUUUAAAAAAGAAGUUCCAAAUGAGGAUUUUAAGGAGUUGGCGUUAGAGAUAGUAAAUCACGCUAAAGGCCUCCCUUUAGCCCUCAAGGUGUGGGGUUGUUUAUUGCAUAAAAAAAAUCUAUCUUUAUGGAAAAUAACAGUAGAGCAAAUAAAGAAAUACUCCAAUAAGGAAAUUGUUAAACAACUCAAAAUAAGUUAUGAUGGGUUGGAGUCCGAAGAGCAGGAAAUAUUUUUAGAUAUAGCAUGUUUCUUCCGCGGAGAGAAAAGAAAAGAGGUCAUGCAAAUUCUUAAGAGUUGUGACUUUGGAGCUGAAUACGGAUUGGAUGUUCUGAUUAAUAAAUCUCUUGUGUUCAUAUCUGAAAAUGACAGGAUUGAAAUGCAUGAUUUGAUUAGAGAUAUGGGUAGAUAUGUGGUGAAAAUGCAAAAGCUUCAGAAAAAACGUAGCAGAAUAUGGGAUGUUGAAGAUUUCAAAAAAGUGAUGAUAGACUAUACGGGGACCAUGACAGUGGAAGCAAUCUGGUUUAGUUGCUUUGAAGAAUUAUGUUUUAAUAACGAGGCAAUGAAAAAAAUGAAAAGGCUUAGGAUAUUACACAUAUUUGAUGGUUUUGUCAAGUUCUUCUCUUCGCCUCCCUCUUCCAAUUCCAAUGAUUCAGAAGAAGAAGAUGAUUCCUACGACUUAGUCGUAGAUCACAAUGAUGACUCUAUUGAGUACCUGUCCAAUAACUUGCGUUGGUUAGUCUGGAAUCACUAUUCUUGGAAGUCAUUGCCAGAAAAUUUUAAACCAGAAAAGCUUGUUCAUCUUGAACUCCGUUGGAGUUCGCUUCAUUAUUUAUGGAAGAAAACAGAGCAUUUGCCGUCUCUACGAAAGCUAGAUCUCAGCUUAUCUAAAAGUCUGGUGCAAACACCAGAUUUCACGGGGAUGCCAAAUUUGGAGUAUUUGAAUCUGGAGUACUGUAGUAAGCUUGAAGAGGUUCACUAUUCCCUAGCAUAUUGCGAAAAACUCAUUGAGUUAAAUUUGAGUUGGUGUACAAAGCUUAGGAGAUUUCCAUAUAUUAACAUGGAAUCUCUUGAAUCUCUGGAUCUACAAUAUUGCUAUGGUAUAAUGGUGUUUCCAGAAAUCAUCGGAACAAUGAAGCCGGAGUUAAUGAUUCUCUCAGCAAACACUAUGAUAACUGAACUACCAUCAUCUCUUCAGUACCCAACUCAUCUCACAGAGCUAGAUUUGAGUUGCAUGGAAAACCUUGAAGCUCUUCCAAGCAGCAUUGUCAAGUUGAAAGAUUUGGUGAAGUUAAAUGUGUCGUACUGCUUAACGCUUAAAAGCUUGCCUGAAGAGAUUGGUGAUUUAGAAAACUUGGAGGAACUUGAUGCUUCGCGUACUCUAAUUUCACAGCCUCCAUCUUCCAUUGUCCGCUUGAACAAGCUUAAAUCCUUGAAGUUAAUGAAACGAAACACAUUACUAGAUGAUGUGUGCUUUGUGUUUCCUCCGGUGAAUAACGGGUUACUCUCAUUGGAAAUUCUGGAGCUCGGUUCCUCCAAUUUCAUAGAUGGAAGAAUUCCGGAAGAUAUUGGCUGUUUAUCCUCUUUGAAAGAGUUACGUCUCGAGGGAGAUAAUUUCAAUCAUUUGCCUCAAAGCAUAGCCCAACUUGGUGCACUUCGAUUCUUGUACAUAAAAGAUUGCAGGAGUCUUACACGUCUGCCAGAAUUUCCACCGCAAUUGGAUACAAUAUUUGCAGAUUGGAGCAAUGAUUUGAUCUGUAAGUCACUGUUUCAAAAUAUCUCAUCAUUCCAACAUAACAUCUCUGCUUCAGAUUCGUUGUCGUUAAGAGUGUUUACGAGUUUGGGGAGUAACAUCCCAAGCUGGUUCCACCAUCAGGGAACAGAUACAAGUGUUUCAGUCAAUUUGCCUGAAAAUUGGUAUGUAUCAGAUAACUUCUUGGGAUUCGCUGUAUGUUACUAUGGCAAUUUAAUUGAGAACACAGCUGAAUUGAUUAUGAGUUCUGAAGGGAUGCCAUGUAUCACCUGGAAAGUUUUGUUAUCGAAUCAUUCAGAAUGUACAUAUAUUAGGAUUCAUUUUUUCUUGGUACCUUUUGCUGGCUUAUGGGAUACAUCUAACGCGAAUGGUAAAACACCAAAUGACUAUAAGCACAUUAUGUUAUCUUUUCCUCCAGAAUCGAAGGAGUGUGGAGUUCGUUUGUUCUAUGAAGAUGAAUCUUUGCUUGAGACCACCAAUGAUGAACUUACCAUUGGGGUAAGGAGGAUCAGAUACGACGACGACGAUAGUGAACAUUAUGAGGAGGCUAGUUGUUCCUCUUCUAAGAAACAAAGAUCAUAAUAGAGGGAGCAAAGGCGGAGCCAGAAUUUUCAAUAAGAGGGUUCAAAAUCUAUAGAAAUAAAUAGGCGAAUGGGGUUCGACAUCUUACUAUAUAUACAUAUAAACUUAUUUUAACCAUGUAUAAAUAAUAUAAUUUUCCGUCGGAGGGGGUUCGGAUGAACUCCCUUCUACGAAGGUAGCUCCGCCCUUGGCAGGGAGGUUGGGAAAACAGUGAAGCAUUAAUCAAAGUGUGAGACAGUGGAGGAACUUUCACAUAUAGCGAACAUAAAAAUCAUAUUUGUAUGUUAUAGUUAUAGUUUUCAUAAUUGUGCUCCGUAGCAAAUUUUAUGUUUGCUAUUGAACUUUUGAUUUGUAUAAUUCGCU
Molecule: messenger RNA, 6294 nt
Organism: Solanum pennellii
Lineage: Eukaryota; Viridiplantae; Streptophyta; Magnoliopsida; Solanales; Solanaceae
Product: TMV resistance protein N-like
Exons: 5
Coding region: 2497-5931 (1144 amino acids)
Biological process (GO): signal transduction; defense response
Molecular function (GO): ADP binding
Source: RefSeq, a predicted model, not a curated record